Molecule: messenger RNA, 309 nt
Organism: Knipowitschia caucasica
Lineage: Eukaryota; Metazoa; Chordata; Actinopteri; Gobiiformes; Gobiidae
Source: the annotation of a GenBank genome assembly
AUGAGGAGACCAGGAGGAGCCAUGAGGAAACCAGGAGGAGCCAAGAGCAGACAAGAAGGAAGCAAGAGGAAACCAGGAGGAGCCCAGAGGGGACCAGGAGGAGACCAGGAGGAAGCAAGAGGAGACCAGGAGGAGCCAAGAGGAGACCAGGAGAAGCCAAGAGAAGCCAAUACGAGACCAGGAGGAGACCAGAAGGAGACAAGGGGAGACCAGAUGGAGACCAGGAGGAGCCAAGAGGAGACCAGAAGGAGACAAGAGGAGACCAGGAGGAGCCAAGACCCUAGUCCUCUCUGCACGCCACCCACAUGA